CCGGAUGGACUUCCUGCGCUCGGCGGAUGUUGCUGCGGAGGAUCGAGGCUCCCGUGGAGCACAGAAUUCGGCACCGGGAGGGGAAUAUGCUCCGUCUGUCCUUCCAGGGCGCCGCUGCAGGUUUCCCCGGGGAAAAGUCUUGACUCCGCCGCGUCGCCUCAGAGCGCGAACGUCCGCUGGAGGCCCCCGAGGACCAUGAUGGAGCAAAGAAGAGCCUUAACCAUCCCCUUCUCAGUGAAUAAGGAUAACCUGAUGGAAAACCCACUCAGAAUCCCCGUCACAUGUCUUUCAGCAGAGUGCGGGAAGUUAGACAGACAGGUCCCCUGGACUGCAAUUGCAGGGUGCAAACUGAGACACAGUUCACAGCACAGGAACGGAUCCACGAUGCUGGACUGCAGCCACGCAGCCAUGAUCUCCUCGGAGAUGACGAGGAGGCAGCCCCUGCUGCUGCUAACAGACGUCCUGAAGACGGAGCCGGGGAAGGCCUACAUGGAAAGGAUGAGGAAGGGUCUCCUCUCCAGGAGCAGCAGAGAGCGGAGGGGCUCUGUGCCGUCCAGCAGCGACAGGAAGUCCCAGGUGACGGAGCCCCGGAGCAACGGCAGAAAGAGCAGCACCCCGAGAGGAAGGCAGAAGACCCCCCCUCAGUCCUCCAGAAGAUCGAACCUCAGGAGAAGGCAGCAGACUGCGAGCGAUGAAGCGGACGAAGACACAGAGAACGUGAAGAACGAGGAGGCCCGAGAAGACGGAGACAAAUUCUCUGAAGUUGUAGACUGUGGGCUGUCGCUGAGGUGGGAGCCGUCUGAGGAGGCAGCCAGCCGUGACGAAUUCCCUCCAGCCGACAUCAAGGACAAGGGGACGGAGCCAGAAAGGGACGCACAGCUCAGCUCGAGGAGGAAAAGGAAAGACUCUGGACUGCAGUGCAACGGGACGAGCAGCCCCAAACGCCACCGCGGCAGCGUCCUCCGCCUCACCGGGGACGAAGGACAAGACGGGGAAGAGGCGCCUGCAGCCGUCAGUCCGCAGGAAACCCUGGAAGACGCAGAGCCGGAAGGCCAGGACGUCCUGCAGUUCACCGUGGGGGGAGACGAUCAGGCUCAGGUGCUGCUCCCCGUCAGCAGCCCCAGCGCCACGGCGGCGGCAGACGUGGUCAAGAGCCCCAGACGAGGCUCGGCGCCGAGCACGGCCGAAGCCAAGCCCUCCGAGCCCAUUGUGCUGUCCAGUGACGACGAGGAGAGUGAAAACAUUUCCCGACGCUGCAGCCAAGCGGCCAGCAGGCGCCCGGCUGUGGGAAACACGGUGAUACGGGGGCUGUCCUCGCAGAAGGCCCGCCGGACAGGCGUGUCCAACUUCCAGAACAUUGAGGUGUUGCAAGUCAUCGUACAAGACAUACCUCGCUUGGCGCCGCCUCCGCCCAUCCCGGACGACGACUACUCCCGAAUCGAGGUGGCCUUCUCCGCCCUGCACUGCGGAGGCUUUCAUGGGAAAUCCAAUGGAGACAUCAUGAUAGAAAAGCAGAGAAUCAUCAUCCCCUUGCAAGAUGCCUCUGAGCAGAUGGAGGUGGUCCUGAGCUUCAGCAGUAAGGAGCUGAGGAGAUACAGCGUUUGGGAGCAGCAUGAGCUGGAGGAGGAGGAGAUCUGCUUCCUGGACGACGAGGACCCUUACCCCCCUGCCGUGCUGCUGUUCUUCCUGUCGGACAAGGCCGCGGCCGCCGUGCAGCGCGACCUCUGCCGGCUGGGCAUCAAAAGACGUCGAGCCUCAAAGGCCGCGAAGGCCAGCCCCUUCGUCGUCCUCACGCUGUCCUGCCCCCUGGAGGGAGUCAAGGGGGCUUUACUGCGCUCCGUCCUGGACAUCGAGUGCCUCAACACCAUGGCUCAGGAGCAGGUCGCGCUGAGCCCCGCCGCCGACGUCUUCCCCGGUUUGGACGACUACCUGAGCCCGGUUCUUUCCCUGGAGGAGAGCAUUGAGCUGAUCACCAAAACCGGACUGGACCCUCACCUGCUGUCCAUGCUGUGCCUGAAGGAUCCAGAGCCUGUGCUGAAUGUAGACCGGGGCAGUUCUCAGUCCGCUUGGCACAAAAGCCCCGCGGCGCCGACUGAGCGGAAAUUCAAAUCAGCGAAAGGGUCGCAGGUGGUGGAAGUAGAUAUCUCGCAUGUACUGGAGCGAGGAACUCCCCCGGCACUGGAACGGAAAACUUCCCCACCGCAGAAACCAGAGAGUUCUUCGGUACUAGAACGGAAAACAUCCGAACCGCACAAACCGGAGAGUCCCUCAGUGCUAAAACGGAGAACUUCUGAACCGCAGAAACCAGAGAGUUCCGCUGUGCUGAAAACGAAAACUUCCCCACUUCAGAAUCCAGAGAAUUCUUCGAUACCGGAACGGAAAACAUCCGAACAUCGGAAACCGGAGACCUCCUCAGUGCUAAAACCGAACACUUCCCCACCGAAAAAACAGGAGAGUUCUUCGGUGCUAGAACUGAAAACAUGCGAACCACAAAAAACGGAGAGUUCCUCAGUGCUAAAACCGAAAACUUCUCCACUGCGGAAACCGGAGAGUUCUUUGGUACUAGAAGAGAAAACAUGCAAACUGAAAACACCGGAGAGUUCUUCAGUCCUAAAAUCAAAAACUUCCCAACUGCAGAAGCCAGAGAGUUCCUCAGUUUUAGAACAGAAAACAUCCCAACCGCAAAAACUGGAGAGUUCCUCAGAGCUAAAAUCUAAAACUUCCCCACCGCAGAAACCGGAGAAUUCCUCAGUACUGGAACCAAAAACUUCCCCACCUCAGAAACUGGAGAGUACCUCGGCACUGGAACAGAGAACUUCCCCACCGCAAGAACUCGAGAGUUCUUCAGUGCCAAAACCAAAAGCUUCCCCACCGCAGAAACCAGAGACUUCUUCAGUUCUAGAACCGGAGACUUCCUUGGUACUAGAACCAGAGACGUCCCCGGCGCUAAAACCGGACACUUACCUGUCGCCAGAACCGAAAACUUCCCCGCCGCAGGAACUGGAGGCCCCUCUGGCGCUGGAGGUUUCCCCCGCACUAAAACCAGAAGCUUCCCCAUCAGUAGAAUCGGAAACUUCUCCAUCGUCACAACCGGAAGCCUCACCGGCGCCGGAACCGGAAACCCCACCGUCGAUAGAGUCGGAAACUUCCCCAUCAGUAGAGCCAGAACGCUCCCCGGCGGUGGAACCGGAAGAAGGGACAAUGCUGAAACCAAAAGACGAUCUAGAAAACGACGGCGCUGAAGAUCCGGCAUGUCAGCAGGACGCGGCGCCGGUGUACACGCUGUGCCACCGCAGGAACAAAGGCUCCUACUCGGUGUCCAUGUGCAAACCGAACGCCAAAUGGACCAAAUACAAACAUCAGGGUCUGGCCCGCAGGUUGAUCCAGUUUCCUCCCCCGCCUCAGAAAGGCGGGAUCACCGUCACCAUGGAGGACCUGCAGUGCCUCGACAACGGACAGUUCCUCAACGACGUGAUCAUCGACUUUUACCUCAAGUACCUCCUGCAGAACGCGCCCGCCUCUGUGGCCGAGCGCACGCAUAUCUUCAGUAGCUUCUUCUACAAGCAGCUGACGAGGAGGGACAACGCCAGCGAGGGCGGCAGCAGCGAGUCCUGUCAGAGGCAGCGGCGGCACCAGCGGGUGAAGACAUGGACACGGCACGUGGACAUCUUUCAGAAGGACUUCCUCUUCGUCCCGGUCAAUCAGGAAGCUCACUGGUAUUUAGUCGUCAUCUGCUUCCCCGGGCUGGACGAGCCCCGGUUCGAGGAGCGGGCCGGUCCGGAGAGCCGGGACGAGGCGGAGGAGUCGCCGGGGCAGGAGGGAGCGGCGGGGCGGACAAGCUCCGGCGACGCCGCGGACUCGCCGCCUCCGUUGAGUUGCAGCAGCACUGCGAGCACACAGCCGGAAAAAGCUCAAGAACACGCCACCAAAGAUUUCAUACUUAGUCCAGUGAACUGCACAGAGCUGACCUGCGAGGUGAAGACGGUCUGUAAGAGGCCGUCCAUUCUCAUCAUGGAUUCCCUCAAACUCUCCCUUCACGAGCGAGUGGUCAAGCUGUUGCGGGAUUACCUGCAGUCGGAGUGGGAGGUCCGCCGUGGCUCCUCCAGGGAAUUCGGUCCGGAUCAGAUGAAGAGUUCACACUGUAAAGUCCCCCUUCAGGACAACAGCAGCGACUGCGGCCUCUACCUGCUGCAGUACGUGGAGAGUUUUCUAAAGGACCCCGUGGUGCACUUUGAGCUGCCGCUGUGCCUAGAACGCUGGUUCCCACGUCAGCAGGUGCGGAGGAAACGAGACGCCAUCCGAGACCUGAUCCUGUACCUGUACCGACUCCAGAACCUGGACCUCAGACACGUGGAGCUCCCCAGCUUUUGAGUUCGCCACAUUCCUGUAGCCAUUUAAACUGACCGCUCAUACUGAGCGACGGACAUUUCAGUGUGAAACUGAAGAUAUUUCCUAAGAUUUAGAUUGUUCCGCAUCAACGCGACGGAGCGGCGUGAACCUGUGGAUCCGGUGGAGGAGUGUCGAGGCUUCAGCUCGCUCCAGCCCACAAAGACCCGAGGCCGCUGGAAACAUGCUAAUGUCUGUCCACCCUGACACUUUUUACUCUUUUAGUCGAUUCUGAUUUUUUUAGAAAGUAUUUGCUUUUUGUAGUGAUUCUUAAGAAUCGGUCUUUUGUAUUUGUGUAAGUCGCCUGACAUUUCAUGUGUUGUGUGUGUGCGCGCUCGAGAGUUCAGAUUUCUGCCUUCUUCAGCUUCAGCUUUACGUAAUAUUUUUUUUUUUUUUUUUUUCAGAUAUAUAUUAAAUAAAUGGCACAUUUGUUCAUGGAUUGCAUAAGGAAGCAGUUUUUUUGACUCUUGUUGCUAGAAGGAAAAAAUGUUUUUGACACUGAUGCGUUGCUGCCUGCUGCUCCGUGAAGGGUCGAAGAGAAGGAGCGUCUGGUCCACGAUUCUGUGCUCGGUUCAACCCGCCUUCGUUCCAGCUUCGGCUGUUUUGGUUUCACGACGUUUGAAACUUUCAGGAAUCGCCUUUGCAGGGUGAAGCGUGCGGCAGGAAGUUGCAGGGUUUCACUCAUUAGCAUGUGUUCCUGAACUGCCGCCUCUCCUCUCCUCUCCUCAGACCCGGGUCGUCUUCUACUUUCCUUUGUUCACAUGAUUGUCAGUUUUAACCCGUCGACCGCCCUCAGAUGUCUCUUUGUUUUUUUGGAAAGUGUAUUUGAAUGUACAGUAACUGCUUCCAAAAAUUUACAGAAAUGUUCUGAUGGUGUAUUAAAGCCUGUAGGAGAAGA
Salarias fasciatus (jewelled blenny) is the source of this 5284-nucleotide messenger RNA. Its product is annotated as microtubule-associated protein futsch. The transcript is spliced from 23 exons. Lineage: Eukaryota; Metazoa; Chordata; Actinopteri; Blenniiformes; Blenniidae. Gene Ontology annotation, biological process: proteolysis; protein desumoylation. The record is from RefSeq and is a predicted model, not a curated record. Bases 196 to 4371 code for a protein of 1391 amino acids. Gene Ontology annotation, cellular component: cytoplasm; nucleus. Gene Ontology annotation, molecular function: SUMO-specific endopeptidase activity.